AUGUCGAUGCGAUUCGAACAGAUGAGGUUGGCCCUCAAUGCAGGGCGUCGGCAUUUCUUGAGCUCAUAUCAAGUCCCCAGAAGCCUCGGCCGCGCCAAUAGAUGGUAUGCGACACAGAACCCGGCCAAGCGUGGGCCACCUUUGGCGUACACUUGGCUCACCGAGGCAGCAGAAGAGACAACUCCGGAUGAUAUCUUGUCCAGCCUGCCUUCGGGCCCUAUGAGCCUUACCGCCGCGCCCGCCUCCGUGCCUAUCCUCCUCGUUACCCCAAGCUUUGCCCCCUGGCUUGAUCCUGCUAGUCCGUUCUUGUCACGUUUUCUCAAUCGCCUUUAUGGAAACUCCACAGGGAAUGAAUCUCUCUGCGCCGUCGCAGCCGUGGUGGACGCACUCCCCAACACGGGACCCGAAAGCUCCAUUUCAAGCGAGUCGGAAGGACUGGCUGUUUUAGUCGUCGAAGAAUCAGCUGUUCGAGCAAAGGGCACACCGCCUCGUCUGAUCAGAAGCUCUGCCAGCGAGGAGACCAAUCUCUUGUUCUCAGUCCAGCCUCAAGAGAUUGGUCAAACCAGCAAAGGACCCUCGCACGAGAUCGGAUUACGCCUUGCCAAUACUAUAUUUGUCAAUGGGAGAGAUACAACUCUUCUCGGUACACGCUGGCUUUGGAAUCAAACCAUCAACGGCUAUGAAUUGGACGAGUCCCAUGACCUUACAAGCUGCAUGGUCACGGCGACUUCUCAGGCGGUGGAUACCGCACUGGAGUUGCCAUUGCACCCAGUGACUGAACGACGAAGGGUCAUGACUAGUAUGGGAAACAUUCUACGGCAGCUGGCAAAAUCUACGGAUGCGACAUCGACAGAAACAAUCCCUGCCUCGUCAGAACUUGAGAAAGAGCUCCCUCGCUAUAUCGCAGAACAUAAUAUCAUGGACCAGCGUGUCUCUGUAUGGGCGCUGGUCGAGAGCCCUGAUUCGGAAGUAGCUGAUCCAGGCUCAUCUACCCAUGACCGCCUACUCCAAUCCUUGCAACAAGGUGGGAAACUGCACCGCGUCAUGAGCGGUGGAGGUGGAUGGGGAAAGAAGCAGGGUCUUCUUUCAUUGGAUCCCGAGAUCAGCUUCUCAGGGACAGCCAAUGCAAAUGAACUGGUUGCAUUCACCCAGGUUUUCGAUCCUGAUACUGCACACGUGGAUACACUUCCUCACAUUGACAAUGGGAUCACUGUAGAUGACCUGUCUCUUCUUUCACAGGUGGCUGCCGCGGGCGACUAUAUCCAGUUCUUUGUGUCGGUAGAACCGAGUGUCACGGAGACCAAAGUCUCGGGCGAACUUGACUCACAGGAGGACGCUGUCAGCUAUCACUUUGGAAUGGUUGCGGACUCCAUGAGCCAUGUAACACACAACUCGGAUGAGGACGGCAAUUCAAUCGUGUCUCUACCUCGCACCUUUGGAGCAUUGUCCGAGAAGGCCAUUGCCUACUCACAACCGAUGAAAAGAAAAAUGGCGUCAAAUUCCUGCACGAAACUGGAUAUACCAGGAUGCCGAGUCGUUCUCAAGACUAUGUAA
Molecule: messenger RNA, 1554 nt
Organism: Penicillium bovifimosum
Lineage: Eukaryota; Fungi; Ascomycota; Eurotiomycetes; Eurotiales; Aspergillaceae
Exons: 2
Coding region: 1-1554 (517 amino acids)
Source: RefSeq, a predicted model, not a curated record